AUAACCAAUAUAGAUAGAGUCGCGAAUAAAUAGUUAAAAUCUCUUUUUUACCGAACAAAUUUCCAUGAAAAGUGCGUAGUAAUCGACGUUUUCCAUCGUAGUGCCGUGAUAUUCGAAGAAAAACUUUAGCAAAAUGCGAUUCAAGUAGUUUGACGACGAUUCACAACACACGGCGCACUAUCGACAAAUAAUUUUGCGUGCUCGUCGGUGUGCAUGUCUUUCUCACGCAGAAAACAAGGAAAAAAGCAAAGAAGAAGUAGUAAACAAGACGUAAAAAAACUCACAUCAGCAUCAAAAAAUAAAAUCAACAGAGGAAAAUUCGAAAAAGUUGCCUAACGAGACAUAGUGAACAACAUGACUGAGUCACAACUUACGAGCAUGUCGGUCAUCACUAUGUCUGGAGCGAAUCGCCUACGACAAUUAGACUCGUUGAUGGUCGAUAACGGCACGCCUUUGGCUCACCUCACAAAGUUGACGGAAUUACUGCCAUCCGGGAAAUUCUUGUCGAUUGAAACGUUGCUCGAUUGUUUGAUGGUUCUCUAUGACGAGUGUUGCAAUUCGUCGCUAAGGAGGGAGAAAACUGUCUCAGAUUUCAUUGAAUUAAUAAAAAACAUCGUCAUCACAGUAAAACAAUUGCGCCUCACACGCGAUGACUUCGAAGUGUUAAAAGUAAUAGGACGCGGCGCGUUCGGCGAAGUAUGCGUCGUACGCAUGAACAACACGAACCAAGUAUUUGCCAUGAAAAUCCUCAACAAAUGGGAGAUGUUAAAGCGCGCCGAAACCGCCUGUUUUCGCGAAGAACGUGACGUUCUCGUGUUCGGCGAUCGUCGAUGGAUCACAAAUCUCCAUUUUGCCUUUCAAGACGACACGAACCUGUAUUUAGUGAUGGAUUACUAUUGCGGCGGCGAUUUAUUGACGCUCCUGAGCAAAUUCGAGGAUCGCCUGCCCGAAGACAUGGCUCGCUUUUACAUUGCCGAAAUGGUUUUGGCUAUCGACAGUAUUCAUCAGUUGCGUUAUGUGCAUCGCGAUAUAAAACCGGAUAACAUUGUGCUCGAUGCAAGUGGGCAUAUUCGAUUAGCUGACUUUGGAUCGUGUUUAAAGCUCGGUCCGCAUGGAAUGGUUCAGUCGAAUGUCGCUGUAGGCACGCCAGAUUACAUUUCACCCGAGAUUUUAAGGGCAAUGGAAGACGGGCAAGGGAAAUAUGGCCCGGAAUGCGAUUGGUGGUCCCUUGGCGUGUGCAUGUACGAGAUGUUGUAUGGCGAAACGCCCUUUUAUGCAGAAAGUUUGGUCGAAACAUACGGAAAAAUUAUGAAUCACAAGAAUUCGUUCGAUUUUCCGAAUGACGAUCCCGAUUUCACGGUCAGCGAUAACGCGAAAGAUCUGAUAAAACGCCUCAUUUGCGCUCCGGAGUUUCGUCUCGGGCAAAAUGGCAUCCUGGAUUUCAAGAAACAUCCGUGGUUCGAGGGAAUCGAUUGGGAUACGCUGCGUUUGGGACAAGCGCCAUACAUACCCGAAGUCUCUAGUCCAACAGAUACGUCGAAUUUUGACGUAGAUGACAACGAUAUUCGUCUCUCCGACGCCGUACCUCCGAUUGCGAACUCAGCAUUUACGGGACAUCAUCUCCCAUUCAUCGGUUUCACCUUCACCCAAGGCAGUUGCAUGUCAGAUUGCGGCAGAAUCUUCCGAGAAUUCGUCUCGAGCGAAAGUUCUCCCUCGAUUUUGAACAACGGAACAAAAUCCGCUUCUUCCAUCAUCAGCGAAGAAAAACGCUUGAGUCCUGAUAGCACACGAAAGUUGCAAGAAGAGAUAAAUAUCUUGACAAAAAGAAACUGCGAACUCGAAAAUCACAUAAAAAGUAUUGAAAAAGGCGAUGUUCAAAGAGGAUUUGGCAGUGACACGAUCGACGGGGCAGUUGAAGCGAAAAUUCGCGAAAUGGAAAAGACAAUUCGAAUUUUGAAGGCGGAAAAGGAAGAUUUGGCAAAGGAAAAGCAAGAUGGACUUGAACGUUUGAAGAUACAGGAGAAAGAACUCAAAGAUGCGAUCGCCCAACGAAAAUUAGCAAUGGAUGAAUAUACCGAGGUUACGGAUAAAUUGUCGGAUUUGCGAACGCAAAAGCAGAAAUUGUCACGACAAGUGAGAGAUAAGGAGGAAGAACUCGAAAUGGCGAUGCAAAAAGUUGACACGCUGAGAAAUGACAUUCGAAAGUACGAGAAAUCUCGUAGAGAAUUGGAAUCUCGUUUGGAGGAUGCGUUAACGGAAGCUAAUAAGGAACGCCAAAUCCGUGAAAGAUCUGAAGAAUAUUGCCGUCAAUUGCAAACUGAAGCCCGUUCUCGCAGCUCAUCCGAUCUCGGAUCAUCCCAAAGUCUCGGCAUGUCAACUGCAGAUUCCUUCCGUCUCGAACUCGAACGUCUCGAGGUCGAAUACACCGAAAAACUGAACUCGCAACAAUCCCGUUUCAACGUUGAACUUGCCUCCCUGCGUGAACAACUCAACGAAGGCGAGACCCUAAAGGAGCUUUUACAAUUAGAACUCGCACAAUUACGCGAAAAAUUAGAUGCUAGUCGCUUGGAGUCGUUCACCGAUAACGAGGAAACAAUUUUGGAGCUGCGAAAGCGACACGAACGCGAAAAGAAAAUGUUGCUCGACGAUAAUCGCAAGUUAAUUAGCGAAUUGGAGAUGUUGAGCGAAAGUAAUCGUCGCAUGCAGGCGGAGAAGAUGCAAGCUGACAGCGAUUACGAAGAGUUGCGCACGAAGCGACAAGCGAUUAGUCAAUGGGAACGACAAAUUCAGGAAAUUAUUCAAUGGGUGUCGGAUGAAAAGGAUGCUCGUGGCUAUUUGCAGGCAUUAGCUACGAAAAUGACUGAGGAGAUUGAUUAUUUGAAACAUUCAGGUUCUCUGAAUACAAAUAAUACAGACAAAAAUUGGCGCAAUCGUCGAUCACAAAAACUCGACAAAAUGGAGUUGCUCAAUUUGCAGAGCUCGUUACAGAGCGAAAUUCAAGCCAAAGCUGCUAUUUCUGAGGAAUUGAGUCGUACUCGUGCUGAGUUGGUCGCGUCACAAAAAGACCUUCGUGAAACAAGAGCACGAUUCGAAUCCAUCGGCAGCGACUUGAAACGCAAAGACAUGCAAAUUAAGGAGUUACAGCAACGUCUUGAGUCAGCAGAAGGAUCACGCAGUUCAGGAAAAUCGCUCAACGCUUGGCUAACAAAAACAUUAAACGUUUUGGAGAGACCCUCAUCGCAAAUGUCCUACUUGGAUCACUUUUUGAAGGAAACGGGCGGCGGCGGCACCGGUUCGAAUGCAUCGACGCACACAGCAUCCACGCUGGCAGCCAAUUUGCCAUCGAGUCACAAUCCAACAUCUACGAGUUCAUCGUCGAACAAUAUUUUGAUGUCGUCACCGCAAAGCCAGCACAAUCAAAGUGUAUCGUCGUUGCAGCGACAACAGCAAAUCGAGCAACAGCAAGCGCAGCAGCAACCGCCUCAGCACAUCUACAGUAAUCAACAACUUUUAUUGCAUCACAGCAACUAUUCGAUGGAAAGUGAGGAGGGCGACAUUGAGGACAAUCGCCCGCCAAGCUUGAAUAGCUCCAAGAGUAAUUUGACGGAAAAUUCCAUGGAUCAUCAUAGUAUUCAUAGUGCGGCGAUGCGCGGCAAAAUUACACCCAGUUUACAAAAAGUUCAUCAAUUUCUCGUGCGCACCUUCUCGAGUCCGACAAAGUGCAAUCAUUGUACAUCAUUAAUGGUUGGUCUAACGCGACAAGGCGUCGUUUGUGAGUUGUGUGGCUUUGCGUGUCACAUGACGUGCUGCUCGAAGGUUCCUACGCAGUGUCCUGUGCCGUCAGAUCAGACGAAGCGUCCCCUUGGUAUAGAUCCGACACGCGGAAUCGGAACAGCGUAUGAGGGAUAUGUCAAAGUUCCCAAAUUAGGCGCCGUGAAACGCGGAUGGAUACGUCAAUUUGUUGUUGUUUGUGAUUUUAAGCUGUUUCUGUAUGACAUAACGGCAGAACGAAGUGCUUUACCCACAGUUCACGUGGCGCAAGUGCUCGACAUGAGAGAUCCCGAAUUCGCUGUGUCUGGCGUUCGUGAGAGCGACGUCAUUCAUGCAGCCAAAAAAGAUGUACCUUGUAUAUUUAGGAUAACGACAUCAUUGUUGGAGGGAGGUCCGUCGUUGCACACACUCAUGCUGGCUGACACGGAAUCCGAAAAAGCCAAAUGGGUUGUGGCACUAAGUGAAUUACAUCGCAUACUAAAGCGAAACAAUUUGCCAAAUACCGCAAUUUUCCGUAUCAAGGAGACGCUCGACAGCACCGUGACACUCAUACGGAACGCCAUGAGUGCAUUAAUCAUUGAUCCCGAUAGAAUUUUGCUCGGCACGGAAGAUGGGUUGUAUUGCAUGGAGCUCGAUCGAUGCGAAAUGGCCCGAAUUGGCGAAUCGAAGAAGAUAAUUCAAUUGUGGCAUAUUCCCGAGGAGCAGCUUUUUGUCAUUUUGUGCGGCAAGCAGCGACACAUUCGACUUUUGCCGAUUCGCGCCUUGGAGCAAGCCGAUGUCGAAUGGAUCAAGGUAGCGGAGUCGAAAAAUUGCAUUACCGCGUGCACGGGCAUCAUUCGACGCGUGCCGCAAAACAUUUAUUGCAUCGUUAUCGCACUCAAGCGGCAAAAUACCUCGCAAAUUGUCGUGUACGAGGUGAAUCGCAACAAAAGUCGACACCACAAAAUGUGCGAAUUUACUGUGGCUUAUCCCGUGCAAAGUUUGCAGCUGCUGUCAGAUACGCGCUUAGCUGUUGGUCAUCAAUGCGGAUUUACUGCCUAUUUCUUACAGGGAGAGGCGCAAGCUAUGCCUUUAGUUCAUCCAGAAAAUCAAUUAAACACAUUUUUGGCUUAUUCGGGCGUUGAUGCUUGGCGUGUCAUUGAAGUUCAACCUAGUCAACCAAAUGGUCAAGGUGAAUUCCUUUUAGUAUUUCAUACGCUGGCUAUUUACGUGGAUCAGGAAGGACGCAAGUCACGUGAUAGAGAAAUUAUGUAUCCCGCUGUACCGACACACAUAACUUAUUGCGACGGUCAUCUUCUAGUCUUUUCGGAAACCCAUCUCGACGUCUUCAAUACGCAGACUGCCGAAUGGGUGCAAUCAAUUGGUCUUAAACGAUCUCGUCCACUUAGUCUUAAUGGAAAUUUAGCGUUAAUUCAUCUUAAUGAAUCACCCGUAAUUGUUUAUUUAGCUAAUAUGCAUACAAGGGAGCUAUUAAAUACCUCAUUAUGUGAACGCGACGGAAGAGCAAAGCCAAAAAGACGAUUUUCCCUUCGUGAGGGCAACAGAACUGUACGAUCAAACACCGAUAGACGAUCGAAGAUGAUAUCCGCACCGACCAAUUUCAACCACAUAUCGCAUAUGGGCCCCGGAGAUGGCAUUCAGAAGCAAAGACUGCUAGAUUUACCUACAACUAUAGAGACUGCUGAUCAAGCAAAUUCACGAACUUCAAGCUUACGCCAUGCCCCAAUUCCUCCAAAGGCUCCUCCAAGACCAAUUAAUCCAUCAUAUAACGGAGCAAAACGCGUUGCGCCAUCAAGACCACGUGAACAACCGCCAUCCCUUCCGAGAUCCCCAAGUCCUUUGGGAAGCAUGUCUUCAUUACAUGACGUUCUAAAAGUCGUCGACAUGCACUCCGAAUCUCGUCAAAGCGUGGCAAGCAAUAAUUCGAGCUCCGUAUCAACUCCGCCGUCUCCCGCAGCAGGAGAUAGAUUAAGUUCAAGUUACGAUUCGUAAACUGAAAAAAUACGUAAAAAAAAUUUUUACAUAAAAAAAUUAAGCAAGUGCAAUAUUUAUAAAUGUCGCUUUUUUCUCAACCAUGCAAUGAACUGGAAUGGACAUUUUAUUUUAGGAAAUUGCUUGCUUUUUAACACAAAACCACACCUAAACACAAAAAAAAUCAAUUAUUAGAAGUCAAUACAAAAAAAAAAUGAACCAGAAGAAAUAUUUAAAAAAAAUAAUCAAAAAAUGUGAUUUUAAAAAAUAUUUCGAGAUUUUACCAGAUUUUUAUUUUAAUUUUAAUUAUAAAUAUAU
This is a messenger RNA of Culicoides brevitarsis, 6060 nucleotides long. It is a transcript of the gene gek, whose product is annotated as serine/threonine-protein kinase Genghis Khan. Gene Ontology annotation, cellular component: cytoskeleton; cytoplasm. The record is from RefSeq and is a predicted model, not a curated record. NCBI's taxonomy places the organism in Eukaryota, Metazoa, Arthropoda, Insecta, Diptera, Ceratopogonidae. Gene Ontology annotation, biological process: actomyosin structure organization; peptidyl-threonine phosphorylation. Gene Ontology annotation, molecular function: protein serine/threonine kinase activity; ATP binding.